UCACUGGUGUCAUUGCAAGGCAGGACUGCACACAGAUAGCAUCAACACACAGGAUUGGGCUAAACACUUAGCUGUUCAGAAAAAUUCUUUGGAAUUCAUCAUGAAUAAAUCUGCGGCUCCCGUGUUCAACGAAUGCAUGAAACACAUAAAUUUCAACAAUGAAUCAAUGUGGAAUGAAAGUACAGACACUAACCUCAGCAGAGGUACCUCUCAUCGCCUCUUUAUUGGUGCCCAACGCCAAGAGCCCAACCACAUAGCCAUACCUGCCACCAUCUUUUACAGCCUACUUUUUAUAUUUGGCAUUCUGGCUAAUGGCCUCAGUAUCCUGACUCUCAUGAGGAACGGAAGAAUGAAAGUGAGUGCGGUUCGCUUUUACCUACUUAGUUUGGCCAUGGCCGACAUCUUGCUUCUCCUUACCAUCCCAGUUACACUCUAUCGCUAUUUCUGGCAGUACUACCCAUGGGCUCUAUCUGAUGCUGUCUGUAAGCUCUACUUUAUGAUCAGGCAAGUCUACUGUGCCACGACUAGUUGGACCAUUAUUGCCUUUACAUCAGAGAGAUAUAUUGCGAUAUGUCACCCUAUGUGGUCAAUUACUGGGCUCCGAAAAACCCGCAUGGCUUACUUAUUGGCAUUCAUAUGGCUUCUGUCAUUCCUCACCACCAUACCUGUGGCUAUCGUAUAUGGUGAAUCUUCAGCCUGUAUCUUAGACUAUACCGCUACCUCUCAAGAAGAGGCCGUACUGGAUUCUACUGUAUGUGAAAUGUUGGAGCCAAAGCCCUAUAUUGUGUAUAAAAGCAUAAUGCAGACUCGCAGUAUCUUGUUCUUUGUAAUGCCGCUUCUUACAAUUAUUAUCUUCCACCUACUCAUUUUCCACCAUCUCAGUCUCAAUCACCGGCAAAGGGAGAAAAUUGGGCUCACAGGCACACACUGGAAUUUUUCUUCAACCCAAAUGAAACAGACUCAAAGCCGUCCAUUUUCAGAGAAAAGGGCUCGCCAACUUAUGGGAGCUGUAGUGGCUGCUUUCUUCCUCUGCAACUUCCCUGAUACGGCUUCUUCUCUCAUGCAAAUUUAUAUCGAUAACUGGAAUGCACACGUCUACAAAGUAUACACCUGGCUGAAGACCUACCUCUCUCUACCGCUCUGGUAUCUCAACAGUGCUUUGGAUCCAAUACUGUUCUGUAUUUCAUCUACCUCUUUUCGAAGUGCUUGUUGGGAGACUCUGAUCACAUUUCUGCCAUGCCAUGGAAAACCUACCAAUGGUCCAGGCCACACUUAUCAAGCUUCUUGUUUAAGAUCAGGUGGCUCGUCCCUUGUGUCUGCACCAAGUACACGCUCAACAUGGACACUGAAUUCAAAUGAAGGGGAGCAUAGGGAAAGUCUGGCUCUUUCCCGAUCAAGUGAGCCAAAGCUUCUAUACUUUCGCCAGAUAGCCAUGAUGGAGACGGGUGAUUACUCGAUUCCUUAGAGAAAUCAAAGGCCUAUAGGCAGCUGCUUAGGAUAUUAUAUUCAAUGGUGUAACAACAGAAAAGUAGGCAUGGCUAAAUGUUGGUGCAGGUCCUUCAUUUUGCUCGAGUGGGCUUGAGACUUCAUCAAGGGUCUUCUGCAAUGUUUCAC
Molecule: messenger RNA, 1614 nt
Organism: Spea bombifrons (plains spadefoot toad)
Lineage: Eukaryota; Metazoa; Chordata; Amphibia; Anura; Pelobatidae
Product: neurotensin receptor type 1-like
Exons: 3
Coding region: 101-1465 (454 amino acids)
Biological process (GO): G protein-coupled receptor signaling pathway
Cellular component (GO): plasma membrane
Molecular function (GO): G protein-coupled receptor activity
Source: RefSeq, a predicted model, not a curated record